AUGUGCGCACUCCGAGCUGCAGGGGGCGCUAUCGGCUUUGGCGUCAGUUUACAUAAACAUCCGUCCGGCUGUCGGUAAAAGAAGCUUUGUUUUGAAAACGCAACCGCAUCGUAAUGCCAAACGAGACCGACCGCCGUGUCUCUUCCCGGACGGAGAGAAAGGCUUUAGAAAAGGCCAGGAUACUCCAACGAGAAAACGAGAGGGAGAUCAUUAAACUGGUUGGACGUAUCCUGAAAAAAACCGAGUCUGAGAGGUCUGAGGAGGAGAUUUCCGUGCUUUUGCUCAACAGAGACACGGUUGAGGAGCUCUGCAAGAGGAAGAGCCGCAGGAAUGAACUCAAGAGGAAGCAAGAGGAGGUAUUUGAUACAGCUGAUGACCUGCAGAGCAAAGUGUGGCAGCUGGCUGUGGCAGUCAAACAAGCAAACCACUUGGUGGUUUACACUGGAGCUGGAAUAAGCACAGCAGCGUCCAUCCCUGACUACCGAGGGCCCAACGGUGUUUGGACACAACUUCAGAAGGGUCAUGCAGUCAGCUCAUCCGACCUGAGCAGAGCAGAACCGACGCUCACACACAUGUGCAUUAGGAUGCUUCAUAAGGAAAUGCUGGUCAAGCAUGUGGUGUCUCAAAACUGUGAUGGACUUCAUCUACGUAGUGGUCUUCCCAGACACGCCUUGUCUGAACUUCAUGGAAACAUGUUCAUUGAGGUGUGUACGUCCUGUUCUCCAGUCAGGGAAUAUGUGCGUUUGUUCGAUGUGACAGAGCGAACAUCCCUCCAUCACCACGGCACGGGCCGCAGGUGCUGCCACUGCGCCAGCGAACUCAGGGACACAAUCGUGCACUUUGGGGAAAGAGGAACCCUGGAGCGACCUCUAAACUGGAAGGGAGCUGCUGAGGCGGCCAAGGCGGCUGAUGUUAUCCUCUGCUUGGGUUCCAGUUUGAAGGUGCUGAAGAAAUAUGCUUGUCUGUGGUGCAUGAACAGACCACCAAGCAAAAGACCCAAAUUGUACAUCAUUAACCUCCAGUGGACCCCAAAAGAUGACUUUGCCGCACUAAAAAUCAACGCCAAGUGUGAUGAUGUCAUGAGGCUUCUCAUGGAAGAGCUUAAUAUCCAGAUUCCCGUUUAUGACAGGGCGGAAGACCCUAUCUUCAGCCUUGCUGCACCUCUGCAGCCCGAGGACGAGAACAGCCACACCCGCACCGUCAUCGUUCCCCAGGCUGGUCCCGGGGACUCCUUGAAUGAACCUGACAACACUGCAAAACCCACGACGGUGCAGGGCGGGUGGUUUGGAAGAGGCUAUGGCAAAGGAAGGAAAAAGAAAAAAGCAGCCUAGAGGUGAAUCGUGGACAAAAACAUUGCAGACUGCCGUUGGUUUAUCGAUCAGUGUACAAGCUCGUAUUGAGGUGGUCGUGUCUUUCUCCUUCAUUAAUGAUUGACAACGUGUGUGAUGCAAUAUUUUAGGAUUUGGGGUCUGAACAUAUAACUGCCUUGACAUGGUUAUUUAUUUAUGAAACAAAACAACGGUUUCAUUUUUGUCGUCUUUGGAUCAAAGAACGGGGUAACUGAAUAAUAUGUGUCAAAAGCUGCUUCCAGCAUGUUUACACAGCAGGUCGGUAAGUUUUUGUUAGCCCAGUGGGACCUCUAGUGGGACCAAAUGUUUAAAUGGUGCCAUGAACUGCUUUGUUGAAAUAUGAUUGGGACUUUCCAGGUGUUGUCAUGGGGUGUUGCACAAUAUCGUAUUAUUGCCACGGUCAGUGGGUGUUAAUGGGGUUGGUUGUACGCGCAUACAACCGUUCUGCAAACGUACAAGUAAAUGACUCCUUGAAAAGUUGACUUUUUCCUGAAAUUGAAUAUUGGAGUGUUAGUAUGUUACUAAAUGAUAAUGGCUUCAUUACAGUAAGCAUAAUUCAUACACAUUAGCCAUCUCAGUGGUUCUUUGUACCGGUAAGGCAGGUUGUUUCCAUGCCGUAAAUUACUGCAACAAGUUUUGGCAGCUAGUCUAAUGAUGUGUUUUCCAACUAUUGUAUUGUGUAAAUUCCAUUUUUUUUUCUCCAUUCCUGAAUGUACCAACUUCCAUUUAACUUUAUACUGAUGUACCUGAUGUCAAUUGAUUUUGUUUACUUAUUGCCUGACCUCACAGACCUUCCUGAAGGUCUGGGUCUGUACUGUUUACAAAGUAUUUUUAAUGUAAAUCACACGAUGAGUAAGGCGGUGGUAUUUUUUUUUUAUUAUUAUUAUGAUAAUUACAGUUUACAGUGUUUGGGUCGAGGUCCAUUAUGCCCUUUCCUUCGUCUCAGGAAGUGGACAUGAUGCAUAGUUUGUCUCAAAGGUUUGAAGGGACCAAAGGAACCAUAUCAAGUGAUGGACCACAGUUGCUAACACUCAUGCCAGAGUUAUAUAUGAAGUCGAAUAAAUUCCCUCUCCAUAUUGCAAAAAAAAAAGAAUGGAAAUGUUCUUUGGGUGAGUAAAUAAACCAUUUUAUUUUGA
This is a messenger RNA of Syngnathoides biaculeatus (alligator pipefish), 2485 nucleotides long. It is a transcript of the gene sirt7, whose product is annotated as sirtuin 7. Lineage: Eukaryota; Metazoa; Chordata; Actinopteri; Syngnathiformes; Syngnathidae. The coding region runs from base 114 to 1331 and encodes 405 amino acids. The transcript is spliced from 10 exons. The record is from RefSeq and is a predicted model, not a curated record. Gene Ontology annotation, molecular function: NAD+ binding.